Molecule: messenger RNA, 1386 nt
Organism: Letharia lupina
Lineage: Eukaryota; Fungi; Ascomycota; Lecanoromycetes; Lecanorales; Parmeliaceae
Exons: 1
Coding region: 1-1386 (461 amino acids)
Biological process (GO): transmembrane transport
Cellular component (GO): membrane
Molecular function (GO): ATP binding; ABC-type transporter activity
Source: RefSeq, a predicted model, not a curated record
AUGGCGACACCGGAAUCAUGCAAGCAAGUCGAUGACACCUUCGGUCCUUAUGCAGAAGGCUGCCGCGGCGGGUUUGAUUUCACUUUACUGUUCGAAGAAAGCAUUCUAUCAAUCCUCCCCCUGGCCUUGCUGCUCAUCGUGGUACCUUUUCGAAUCUCAUACCUCUUUCGAAGAACCAUCAAAGUCGAUCCGAGUUCUUGGUUAGCGUCUAAACUGGUAGGUGGCCCCACCCAACGCUGCAUAUCGCAUUGCACCGCUCGUUGGAAUGAAGCUGAAACUUUGCCGGUGCAGGUUCUCUAUGCAGUUCUCGGAGCGACGCAGCUCGCUCUCGUUGCGCUAUGGGCAAAGCCGACAGCUACCAAGACCACAGCAUCGGUAGCGGAUGCUGUCCUUAGCUCAGUGGGUGCUCUUGCAUUAGCGAUCCUCUCCUUCGUGGAGCACGAGCGCUCCAUCCGACCCUCCUUAGUAAUACAGUCCUAUUUGUCUUUGACACUUCUGCUUGAUGCCGCUCGAGUCAGAACACUUUGGCUGCAAUCUUACAACGAUGCUGUCGCUGCUGUCACUACCGUUGCAUUUACACUCAAGUUUCUCCUCAUCAUAUUUGAGGCGGUCGAAAAACGCAGUAUCUUGCAUCCUGAAUGGAAGUCGACUUCGCCCGAAGCCACCAGCGGACUAUUUAGCCGAUCGGUUUUCUGGUGGCUCAACGGUCUUUUUCGGAAUGGUUUCAAAAGGUCUCUCUCUAUGGAAGAUUUGCUUCCGCUCGACAAGCACCUAACAUGCGCCUACCUAUACGACAGACUACAGACAGCUUGGGUAAAUGUGCCGACCAAGGCUCCCCGGUCGCUGCUUUUUCUAUAUUUCGGCAGGCUCAAAUGGCGUCUUCUCUCAGCGGUUCCACCGCGCUUAGGCCUCAUCGCGUUCAAUUUUUGCCAACCGUUCUUGAUCCAACGCGCCAUCAGUUUCUCCUCGCGGCCCAAGUCCGAAGAUCCGAACAACGUAGGCUAUGGCCUGAUCGGCGCAUACUUUCUCGUGUACGCUGGCAUUGCCAUCACGACCGGCCAAUACCAGCACCUGACGUAUCGCGCAAUAACCAUGGCCAGAGGAGGGCUUGUCUCGAUGCUGUUCGCCAAGACAUCGUCAUUGAAGGCAAAUGCAGCUGAUCCUGCGACAUCACUGACUCUUAUGAGUGCUGAUAUCGAAAGGAUCACCAACGGAUGGCAGACAAUGCACGAGAUUUGGGCGAAUCCAAUUGAGAUUGCCCUUGCUAUCUACUUGCUGGAACGGCAGCUUGGAGCAGCUUGUGCUAUUCCAAUCGCAGUGGCCAUAGGCAAGUCAACCUUUCUCAUUGACCAGGAGCGACCGUGGUCACCACAAGUGGCAACUUAG